GACCAAGUAUGACGAGCGUGAGUGGGUGUGGGUCGGUGAGCCUAAUUACUAACCGCAGUACGUUUCUGGGUAGCGGACUUCAACACCGUGCCGUUUUCCUGAAACCAUGGUCGUCGUCUUCUUCGAUUCAGUCUCGGCCCAUGGUCGUCGAAUCCAAAACCAAAACAAGCACCGAAGAUCGAACCGCCCGCCAUUCUCGUAUCCGUAAGAAGGUUAACGGUACAACAGAGAGGCCAAGGCUAUGCGUAUUCCGUUCAAACAAGCAUCUUUAUGUUCAAGUGAUUGAUGAUACUAAGAUGCACACUUUAGCUUCAGCCUCUACUAAGCAGAAACCUAUCUCUGAAGAGUUUGACUACACUUCUGGACCAACCAUUGAGGUAGCGAAGAAAGUUGGGGAAGUGAUAGCAAAAUCUUGCUUGGAGAAAGGGAUCACAAAGGUGGCCUUUGACCGUGGUGGCUACCCUUACCAUGGACGUAUUGAGGCUCUUGCUGCUGCAGCUCGUGAACACGGUCUUCAGUUUUAAUCCGUCAUUUUUCUUUCCUUUGUUUCUUUUCUGAGGAACUGAAAAUGUUCAAUCUUUUUUCUAUGAUUUUGGUAUAGCCAAUCAAGUCCCCCCUGAACAAACAUGUAUCCAAACACACAAAAGUAUCAUAAGUUGCAUAAGAACUGCAACUUCAGUGAAUCAUCAAGCAAGAGUAGAGAAUUUUCUUUA
Molecule: messenger RNA, 713 nt
Organism: Camelina sativa (false flax)
Lineage: Eukaryota; Viridiplantae; Streptophyta; Magnoliopsida; Brassicales; Brassicaceae
Product: large ribosomal subunit protein uL18c
Biological process (GO): translation
Cellular component (GO): ribosome
Molecular function (GO): structural constituent of ribosome; 5S rRNA binding
Source: RefSeq, a predicted model, not a curated record